GCCGUACAUCCUCCUCGGUCAAUCUCAUCGCCGCCGCCAAGCGUGAAGGUACUGCCUAUUCCAGUCCGGGAGUAUACUGUGGUUUCGUGUGAACUGUUCCUGAUUGUGUGUGAAUGUGCUGAUCUGGAAUCGUUUCUCCCUUCCAACGCACAGCAGCUAUAGUUGUGGCUAAGCAAAGCAGCUGAAAGUGUGAACAAAUUGCGUUUCCUUAUCGCAUUUGUACUAGCCGUGAAGAAGUUACUCUGUGUCCCCACCUUUGUCCAGGGCCAGCUGCAGAGAAGGUACCUAGUUCCGUUUGGUGCAGUGUGUUUCUGUGUGCGUUAGUGUGUUCGAUUGAACUCAACGGAAAAAAUGGCAGCCGUUGUUGCACUGAGUGAAAAAGUCCUGUCGGCGAAAUCCAUUAUUUGCGAUAUCGAGGGAACUACCACGUCGAUCUCGUUCGUAAAGGAUACCUUGUUUCCUUAUGCGUUGAAGAAUGUAGAAGAAUAUCUUAAAAACAACUGGAACGAAGAUGCCACGAAAACGGUUGUUGCCGCAUUACGCGAACAAGCCGAAGAAGAUAAAAAGGCGGAAUUAGAAGGUGUAACGACGAUUUCUGCUGGUGAAUCGGAAGAUAUUAUUCCCGAAAUAGUGAAAAAUGUCGAAUGGCAAAUGUCGCAGGAUCGCAAGACGGGCUCGCUGAAAACCUUGCAAGGAUUGGUAUGGGCCAAGGGUUACAAAGACGGCACAAUCAAGGGACACGUGUAUGAUGACGUACAGAAGGCAUUCGAGCAGUGGACCGAGACCGGUCGUAAGAUCUACAUCUACUCGAGCGGCAGUGUCGACGCUCAGAAGCUGCUGUUUGAGCAUAGCGAGAAAGGCAAUCUUCUGAAGUAUCUUACCGGCCAUUACGAUACCAAGAUUGGCGCAAAGCGCGAAAAGGAAAGCUACGAAUCGAUUUUGAAAAACAUUGAAUCAUCGGCAGAGGAAACAUUGUUCCUAACUGAUGUUUACGCCGAAGCUAAAGCGGCCAAAGAUGCUGGUCUGAAUGUGGUGCUUCUCGAUCGUCCUGGGAAUGUAAAAUUGUCGGAAGAGGAACGCAAAGAAUUUACCGUCAUAUCUACAUUCUCGGAUUUAUCGUUUGAGGUGGAAAAGAAAGAAAAUGGCGAUUCUGUAUCCAAUGGAAAGCGUAAGAUCGAGGACACGAUCGAGGAAGCAACCCAGGAGAAGGAUCAAGCGCAGGAGCCGCCAGCAAAAGUGACCAAGGUUGAAGAAGAUAAACCGAAGGAAUCGACAGAAAAUGGUACGACCACAGAUGAUAAAGGUACGGUCGAUCCGUCCCCUCCGACAGAGCCCGUUGAAUCCAAAUCUUCCGAAAAGAUGGAAGUCGAUGGCGGAGAAGCUGCUAAGAAUUCCGAUUCAAACGACGUAGAAAAAGUUGUGGAAAAAAUGGAAGAAGACACAACAGAGGAAAAAACUGAAGGAACUGAAAAAAUGGAUUUGGAUAAAAAUGUAGAAUCUGUUGAUGAGACUGUAAAACCGAAUACUGAAAACGGUGAGAAGACUGAAGCAGUUGAGAAGGAGGCCGAGAUAGAGAAGGUAGAUAAAGUAGUAGAAAAAGAGGAUCCGCCAGUAACAGAUAACACCGCCGAAUCGGUAAAGAUAGCAGAUGAAAAGGACGGUGAGCAAAAGGACAAAGAGGAAGUAAAAACAACAACCGAAACAGAAAAAGACCCUGAAGUGGUGAAAAAAGAUGAAGCAACAAACGCCGUUGUUGAUAAGGUUGAAACUACCGUAGAUUCAUCUACUUCCGAUCCGGUGGUGGAAGAGAAGAAGGAUGAAGGAAAGGAAACAAAGGAAACUCUCGAAACGGAAAAGGAACCCAAGACGGUAGAGGCCACGACCACUGAUGCUUCAGCACAGCCGGACGCAUCUGCAGAGAAGAAAGUGGCCGAUGAAGAAGUGAAGAAACAAGACGAAACAAAUGACGAAGUAAACACUGAUAAAGUAGAUUGCGAAAAAACGAACAAUGAUAUAGUUACGACGACAACGGAUAAUGAGCAGGCAUCUAAAAACUCUAGCGAAGGAGAAACCGAUGAAGCAAAGGCAGCAGAAGUGAAUGGAACUGUAACAGAGGCGAAACCGACCGCCAACGGUAGCAGUGCAGGAGAUGAAGAGAAAAAUGGCAGCGAUAGUGACAAAGAAAAUGACACUUCGCUCAACAAUUGUGAGGCUGAUGAAGCGAAUGCGGAGAAAACUAAUGGUACCGCCGCUACUGAAAGCACCAACGCUGAAGAUGUCACCUCCACUGAAAUCAAGGCCAAAAAGGUAAUCGAACCUGUUACGGCUGCAGUUACUCCUGCGCCACCGAUUGAGGCGGACUCAUAAGUGAAAGUAGUUAUCGCUUUUCUCCAAACAUUGAUGCGCACCGGAUGCAGGCAGUCACGAUGCCUAUAUCGUCGGUGUGGCAUUUUGAUGGAUGUGCUGCUUACGAUCGGCAAAGCAUUAUUCCUUUUCUUUUUUUUAAAAAAAUAGCAGCAAAUCCAGCAGCCGUUAGUAAUAGUUGAACACUUUCGCAGACCUAGCAAAGACCUGCUGCUGCAGGAAGACGCGUACUGAUUGUAACAGAGAAUCUUAAUCUUAACGAUGCAUUAUCUUCACCAGAAUAGUAAGUAGAGGAAGCGGUGUUUGCGUUUGCGUAGGGAUAGUAAACACGCAAGCAGAAUUACACACGUGUAACUAUGACGAACUAUUUCUUACAAUUAAAUCUUUUUAUAUAAACGUAUAUUUAUAUCAUUUGAUGCCACUGCAGAUCGAAUUAGAUGGGAAGACUUGAAAACAAUGUACCAACGUAUUGCUAACCGCAAAUUGGAAAUGCAAACAUUCAGUUACGAACUUGCGACCUAGGAACGAGAGAAUAAGAUAUUUUACUGGUACAAUUUGACCACAUUUAGCUGCGCAUAUGACUUACACUGCGAUCAACAUUCAACCAAUAACACGGCGCUACCAGUAGUGCCGUGUUCUACCAGCUCCAUUCAAUACAGUCGUUUGCGCAGCAAUUUGUUUGUCUGUUAAUAUUUAUUUGCGCUCUCCCCCCUCCCGAUGAAUGUAAAAGCAACGAUGAAAACUUACAACACUGUGGGAACUACGUAAUUAGAAGCAGCCACUGUUUCUUGUCGUUUUACAACAAGAGCUCUCAAAACUGUAAUCUUACAUAAAGAUAGAAUUUUCCCAUCCGAAUGGGGGUUUGAUCGAUGAAAGACUGAUGAAAGAGAAGACGUGAUAGGAAAUUGGAAAAGAUACAUCCCAAAAAAAAACCGAAAACACACAGCGGCCCGGGCCAACUUCACUUCCACGGUGCAGUGAAAGCACACACACCACUUAUCGUUCCGAGUGGCCGAUCUGGAUUGUUAAUUUUUAUAAUAUUAGUUCCUGAUACAUUGUGAUUAUUCCACGGCGUAAGCGAUGUUGCAAAAAACAAAAAAACAAAAAAUGAAAUCCAACGUGUCUACUCCAUAUCUCGUGUACACACCGCACAGACACACAGACUCAAAUAUACAUGUCGGUUUAUCGUUCUGAGUAGCAUUGUAUACCUUUUUCCUUUCUUUUAACGGAUUAUUCAAAGUGACAACAAGGGUGUGUGUUUGCAAACUAAGAAUCUCGCCACAGGAUUAACGAAUAACUGUUCGCUACUCAGAAAAAUACUAUUGAAAAGUAAAAGUUCCAAUUUUUAAUGCAUUAACCUGAUGUAGUUUACUUUAUUCGUAUUGUGUUCUGUAGGAAUUAUUUCGUCGUGAUUUAUUUGAAGGAACAAAACACCACGAGGGAAGGAAACACACACGCACAAGAGUAAAAACAGGAUAAAUAUUCACAUACCGCGUCCGUUAAAAGCAUCAGUAUUCAAUACAAGGUACGAGAAGCACAAUGAAACCAUAUGUACGUGAAAGCGAUGGACAUGAUAUGCCGAGCGAGUGUGAGUGUUUAGUAAUAAUGUGACAAAAACCACAAGAGCGCGCAUUUGUACGCGCACGAAAAGCUUAACACACCGACAUCUAUAAAAAGUACGCGAAAUCCCAUGUUGGGUUUUUGGAAGAGGAUGUGGACGGAGUGUAAAACGCGAGCAGUAAUUUGCAUACGAGAGAAAACCAGCACAAAAGUUAUGGAAAAAUAAACUAAUCGAUAAUAUUUUAAUGUUCCAGACACCACGGGAAACAGAAACAAA
Messenger RNA from Anopheles funestus (African malaria mosquito), 4201 nucleotides. RefSeq names its product enolase-phosphatase E1 (gene Enoph). The record is from RefSeq and is a predicted model, not a curated record. Gene Ontology annotation, molecular function: acireductone synthase activity; magnesium ion binding. The transcript has 6 exons. Lineage: Eukaryota; Metazoa; Arthropoda; Insecta; Diptera; Culicidae. Bases 352 to 2367 code for a protein of 671 amino acids.